This is a messenger RNA of Pogona vitticeps (central bearded dragon), 1775 nucleotides long. RefSeq names its product thymidine kinase 1 (gene TK1). The record is from RefSeq and is a predicted model, not a curated record. Gene Ontology annotation, biological process: thymidine metabolic process. NCBI's taxonomy places the organism in Eukaryota, Metazoa, Chordata, Lepidosauria, Squamata, Agamidae. Gene Ontology annotation, molecular function: ATP binding; thymidine kinase activity.
GAGGGGCGGAAAAAGGCGCGCGCGGGGCGAGAGAUUUAAAAGUGGUUUUUUGUUUUUUCUUCUGUCCGACGAAGAAGGAAGCGGAGCCAUGAACUGCUUGAUGAUGCCCGGAGUGCAGCCAGGAUCGCCCCUCAAGGCCCGCGGCCAAAUCCAGGUCAUCUUUGGACCCAUGUUCUCUGGAAAAAGCACUGAACUCCUGCGCCGAGUUCGUCGGUUCCAAAUUGCACAGUACAAAUGUGUGCUGAUCAAGUAUGCCAAAGACACGCGCUAUUGCGUCAACGGAGUCUCCACACAUGACAGGAAUACCAUGGAGGCAGUGUUGGCUUGUUGCCUCAAGGAUGUGCAUCAGGAGGCGCUCAGUUCUGCUGUAAUUGGCAUUGAUGAAGGCCAGUUUUUUCCCGACGUCGUUGAGUUUUGUGAGGCCAUGGCCAAUGCGGGGAAGACGGUCAUCGUGGCUGCCCUUGAUGGGACCUUUCAGAGGAAGGCCUUUGGGAACAUCUUGCAACUGGUCCCCUUGGCGGAGAGUGUGGUGAAACUAAAUGCUGUCUGCAUGGAGUGCUAUCGUGAGGCGUCUUAUACCAAGAGGUUGGGAGCAGAGAAGGAGGUAGAAGUAAUAGGAGGGGCCGACAAAUACCAUUCUGUGUGCCGCGUCUGCUACUUCAAGAAACGACCACAACCGGCAACAACAGAGAACAAAGAGAACCUACCGAGGGGGAAUAACCAGCUGGAGAUCACUGCUUCCCGGAAGGUCUUGUCUGCUUGUCAGAAUAUGCAGUGGAGCUCCUCAAACUGAGUGAGGCCGACAGAGGACUAUCUCCGAGGUGGACUUGAUUAAGGAACUGUAUACCUGUUUUAGCCUUCUGGCUAUGUUAAAACUUGUGUUAUAAAAGACAAUAGCAGCGUAGGAGGCAAAAUUGGCUUUUGAUACAAGGUUGAAGGACAGUAAAAGAGGAGAUUUAGCUGUUCCAUGCUACAAAUGACAAACCAAUGUAUUGGUGCCUUGGUUUCUUGGGGGAGGAGAUUUCCUAAUGUCACUGUACUGCAGAAUUGGUGCUUCCUCUUGCAUAAACCUGCCCUGAGAUGUUUUCUUCAGAGUUCAACUGUCACAGCAGUGUGGAGUGGGCUGCACUUACUAAGAAAGCCUGUUUCAUAGUGAAACCAAAUCGGUCUGCUCCCCAAACUCGGAUCUUUUCCUGUUAAGUCAGUGCACGCCCUCAUCAUAGCCCACAUCUGACUUGUAGCAUCAGCAGACAAUGAAGAUUGAUUCUUAGCUUGGCUGGCUAGAUUUGGUCCGUUCUGUAUCACACCCUGAUUCAGUAUUGAGUAAUGUGUGUGUGCAAGUGCCAAUGUCUCCAGUUCUGUGAUGUUAAGGUAUAUGCGGUGACACUAGGGCCAAACAGGGCAAAGCAUUUUACCAGCUGCAAUGUAUCUAGAAAUGGGCAACAAGCAAUACUUAACCACUGUGUUAAUUUGGCUCUAGAAAUCUGUAUUCCACAGCAGGUCUUUAACUUCCUUAAUUUAUUCAGGUUUCCCGGUAGCAUCAAUCAUGUCUAUUGUUUACAUAACAGAUGUCCCUUAGGUACCUACAUUUAAUACAACCUUUUGACAGAUUGAUCUUACUGCUGUCUUUGUGUGAUGAACAGUAGCUGUUUACUGCAUUCAGUCCCGCGAACCCUUUUGCUUUUGCACUUAAAUGUGCUCUAGGGGUGUUUGACUGCUCAUCCAUUUCCUCUGGAUGGCAUGAAAACAUGGUAUCUUUGUAGUGAUUAUUAAAA